Messenger RNA from Diospyros lotus (date-plum), 1822 nucleotides. Its product is annotated as sugar transport protein 5. Gene Ontology annotation, molecular function: monosaccharide transmembrane transporter activity. Gene Ontology annotation, cellular component: membrane. The record is from RefSeq and is a predicted model, not a curated record. The transcript is spliced from 4 exons. NCBI's taxonomy places the organism in Eukaryota, Viridiplantae, Streptophyta, Magnoliopsida, Ericales, Ebenaceae. The coding region runs from base 153 to 1658 and encodes 501 amino acids. Gene Ontology annotation, biological process: monosaccharide transmembrane transport.
CCUACGGAGCCCAAAAUGGGAAGUGAACUGGACAGCUUUGUGGUGCUCUGAGUGCAAGUCAUUUUUAAAGUGCGCGUCUGGAUCUCAAGAAAGAAAGAAAGAAAAAGGGAGAGUGAGAGAGACAAAAAGUUGAGGCGGCAAGACAAGAGAAAAUGGCCGGAGGGGGUUUCGCCGGGGAUGGCCACGCCGGGAGCUUCACCGGCCGGUUGACUGCAUCCGUUGUGAUCACCUGCAUCGUUGCUGCUUCCGGCGGCCUGAUAUUCGGCUACGAUAUUGGAAUUUCAGGGGGUGUGACAACAAUGAAGCCAUUUCUCCACAAAUUCUUCCCAUCGAUACUAAGAAAGGAAGCUGAGGCCAAGACAAACGUGUAUUGCGUGUACGACAGCCAAGCUUUGACGGCAUUCACGUCUUCGCUAUACAUUGCGGGAUUGGUCGCAUCCUUGGCGGCCAGUCGCCUCACGGCGGCGUUGGGCCGCAGGAACACCAUGGUGCUCGGAGGUUGCACCUUUCUAGCCGGCGCUGCCGUCAACGGUGGCGCUGAGAACGUUGCUAUGCUCAUUCUGGGUCGAAUCUUGCUCGGAUUUGGGGUUGGCUUCACUAACCAGGCAACUCCUCUUUACCUCUCGGAGAUGUCGCCGCCGAAAUGGCGCGGAGCGUUCAACACCGGCUUCCAAUUCUUCAUCGGCAUCGGAGUCGUUACAGCCAAUUGCUUGAACUACGGCGCCGCCCGCCUCAGCUACGGCUGGCGACUCUCCCUAGGCCUCGCGGGGGUGCCGGCCGCCAUCAUGACAGUCGGCGCACUCUUGAUCACAGAAUCUCCAAGCAGCCUCGUGGAGCGCGGUCGGCUGGACGAGGCCAGGCGAUCUCUGCGCAAAGUCCGCGGCCGCAGCGCCGACAUUGAAGCCGAGCUAGCCGAUUUAGUCAAGUGGAGCGAGAUGGCCAAGGCGGCGAGGGAGGAGCCGUUCGUCAGCAUAUUUGAGCGGCAGCAUCGGCCUCACUUGGUUAUGGCCGUCUCGAUACCGUUCUUCCAACAGGUCACCGGAAUUAAUAUCAUUGCCUUCUACGCGCCGGCUCUGUUUCAGUCAGUGGGAUUCGGGAGCGAGUCGGCUUUGAUAGCGGCGAUUAUACUUGGAUUGGUUAAUCUCGGCUCCAUCCUCGUGUCCACGGUGGUUGUCGACCGCUUCGGACGGAGGCUUCUGUUCUUGCAGGGCGGCGCUCAAAUGUUCAUCAGUCAGGUGGCGGUGGCUUGCGUGCUCGCUGAGACGACGGGCGUUUCCGGCGAGAAGCACAUCUCCAAGGGGAGCGCCAUACUGGUGCUGGUGCUAAUGUGCGUCUACGCCGCCGGGUUCGGCUGGUCUUGGGGGCCUCUAAGCUGGCUGAUUCCGAGCGAAAUAUUCCCGAUGAAGAUCCGGACCACCGGGCAGAGCAUAAGCGUGGCCGUGAACUUCGCCACCACGUUCGUGUUGAGCCAGACCUUCUUGAGCAUGCUCUGCCACUUCAAAUUCGGCGCUUUCCUCUUCUACGCCGGCUGGAUCGGUGCCAUGACCGUCUUCGUUCUGCUCUUCGUGCCGGAGACCAAAGGCAUUGCUCUCAACUCCAUGGGCGCGGUUUGGGAGCGGCAUUGGUACUGGCGGAGAUUCGUUCAGGCUCAGUCCUAGUAAUUAAACUGCUGCCCGGAGGUGUUGUAUCCAGGUCCUAUGCCACGGCUACCCGCAUAAAAUCUUCUUCUUUCUUAUUUAUCGUUACCUCUGCAUGUUUAGAAAUUACAAUAUAUAUAAUAAUCAGUAAUUACCAAAAAUAUAAAUAUAUAUCUACAAAUUAA